AUGGAAGAAGAACGCUUCACACAGGGACGCGAUACCUUUCUGGAAACGCUCGAGCUGUCGCAAGAGCAACGAGAAGAACGAGAUACGAGAGGUCAGGCUGAGAGCCCAGUAUGGUUCCAGGAGCGAAGGAAGAGCCUGACCGCUUCGUCUUUUGGCAGGGUAUGCAAAAUGAGAGAACACACCAGCUGCGAGAAGACCAUUCGCGCGCUCUUGUAUAAUUCUGCUUAUACUGACGCAAUGCGCUUCGGCCGACAACACAAAGCACUAGCCGUUCAGGAGCUGGAGGAGCAUCUGGGGGUCCAGGUGCAAAAGAGCAGUCUGUUUGUCCACCCUGCGCACUGUUACCUGGCCGCAAGUCCUGACGGCCUAGUAGGAAACCACAAUGUUGUCGAAGCGAAGUGCCCGAAAUCAGCAAGCCUCAUGACCAUCGCCGAAGCAAUGGAGCAGAAAAAGCUACAUCACAUGACCAUUGACAGCAGUGGCAAGAUUGCACUAAAAAGCAGAAGCAACUAUUGGUACCAGAUCCAAGGGCAGCUCAAUAUAACUAAAAGACAAGCUUGUUUGUUGGUUCUCAGAACGGAGAAAAGUCUGUUUGUGCGGGAGUUAGCAUGA
Messenger RNA from Dermacentor andersoni, 612 nucleotides. The record is from RefSeq and is a predicted model, not a curated record. Lineage: Eukaryota; Metazoa; Arthropoda; Arachnida; Ixodida; Ixodidae.